AUGGGUUUCGAUAUUGAGUGCAUACCGAACAUUGAAUUGCUUCCCGGGGAGUGUUUCUGUCCUGUUUGUCGGUUUCUUGUGCACCCAAACGAAGCUCUCCGGUCUAUGUGCACUCACUUGUACUGUCCGCCAUGUUUAGCUCACGUCGCAAGCACCACCAUGACGUGUCCUCUCGAUGGUUCUUUGGUCGCAGAAACUCAUGCAAAGCGACUCGUGGAAUCAAACAAAGAGUUGGCUGAUACAUUUGGCGAAAUAUUGGUUUACUGUUCAUACAAAAAAAGUGGAUGCACAUGGAUUGGCCCGCUGUCUCAUAUCCCGUUACAUUGCUUGUUUUGUGCUUUUCGUACUUCUCGCGUUGCAUGCAGUGUGUGCCAGAUUCAAAUUCCGCAUCAUCAAGCAGAGGGGCAUGCUCAAGUUUGUCAUCAAGGUCAGGUUGAAAUGGGUCCUCAUGGUCGGUUUGUAGUUGUUGCAACGCCGGCUCGUGAGCAACAACAAUAUCAGCCGCCCUACUACAACAUGCAUCAACCUCAAGAUGUUCCUGUGGCAAUCCCUAGACAGCAAUUUCAUCUUGCAAGCCAACAUCAAGUGCCCUCAGCGCAGCCAGCAAGUCAAUAUGUGGCUCAAACUCACUCUCAAGUGCAAGCUCAACCACAGCUACAAUCUCAGAGCUCGGCUCUACAUCAGCCUCUUGCUGUCUUAUCAUCAGCUCCACAGAACGGUGCAGCUUCGCUAGACCAAGCUUACCUUUCGCAAGACCUGUCACAGACGUUCGCACCUUCUCAAGGUCACCAAAACUUGCAAGCUCAGGCGCAUUCCAAAACAACACUUCUUUCACAACCUCACCAGUUACCGAACCUCCAAGUUCCUCAAUAUCAAAUUACAUCUCAUCAGCUUCACAAGCCAAACCCCAUGCACCCUCAAGCCAGCACUGUUCAAGCUCAGGCGCAUUCCAAAACAACACUUCUUUCACAACCUCACCAUUUACAGAACCUGCAAGUUCCCCAGUAUCAAACUACAUCUCCUCAGCUUCACAGGCCAAACCCUAUGCACACUCAAGCCGGCACUGUUCAAAGAAGUGUGCCAUACAAUGCUAUUAGCCAGGGUGCAACAUCAUGUUCGCCAACAUCUCUCUCUCUUCCUACGAUGCAAACACAGCAGCCAAAUCAACCAACACGUGUUGGGAAUCGUCGAGCAAACCUAGGGAAGAAUCCUAUAGUAGAGGAUAAAGGCACUACUGGAACUGAUUAUCCCUCUCUGCUUGGUGCUGGAACUGAUUAUCUGUCUAUGCUUGGUGCUCCAGUGGACCAUAAUGCCCCAUUAGGUCCAGGUGAGCUUCGACAUUUGAAUUAUGUUGUCGAGUAUUUCAACAAGAGAUAUUACAUGGAAAGGAAUGGUGGUCCAAGACCUGGAUAUUCUUCUUCAAUGUCAUUUCACAGAGGCUUUGACCAGAGAUCAUUGGUAAUGCCUCAUGAGAAUUAUGCUCUUCGUCCUGGAAAUGUUGGAAUGGCGAGUAGAUAUGCCUAUCAUGGACUUCCCGGUGGUGGUGGAUCAGGAGAUAUGGAACCUUUUCCAAAUUCAAGAAAAAGGGCGGCAGGACCUGUUGAAGGUGAAGGUUUGCACUCUCAGAUCAACAAGGAGGACCAACAGAACAAGAAGGUUGCGAAGAAACCUAAAAUAUAA
This is a messenger RNA of Microthlaspi erraticum, 1680 nucleotides long. Lineage: Eukaryota; Viridiplantae; Streptophyta; Magnoliopsida; Brassicales; Brassicaceae. The record is from the annotation of a GenBank genome assembly.